AUGAAAGGCUCCGUUGUCUGGCUAUUCCUGCUCUUGCAGGUCGCCACCGUCACUUCCCAGGAUGCACAGAAAGUAAUGGUAGCUCAAAAUGAUGAGCCAACUAUUGCGACGCCGAAUGAUGAUACCCCAAAAUCUCCACAAACGGCCGACGUAAUCCCGGUCCCUCCGGCACAAGAACAGCCACCCCCAAGACAUCCAGGAGCGGACCUCGUAGAUACUGCCCUGGAGGCGCUCAAGAAGGUCCCGCGCCGAACCCGUACGCGAACGCGCCGCCACCGCAGCAUCCUCGAUACCGUCCUUGACUAUGUCGUCAACGCGCUCCCCAGUCUCGAGGUCAGCGCGCCGCCCACAGAAGAGAGCAAGCCCGUCGUGAGCGGGCAGCUCCUCGAUGCUGUCAAGCUUCUCGAGCAGUCAGCACUUCUCAGCAACCCCGAUGCCCUCUACAUCCUCGCCGACAUGAACUUCUACGGCAACUAUUCCUACCCGAGAGAUCUGACGGCCGCCUUCAGUCACUACAAGACCCUGGCCGACACACAUGGCAACGCCACGGCCCAGCACAUGACGGCCGUCUUUUACUCCACCGGACUGGGCGGCGCUGUGGCCCCCGACUCGGCCAAGGCCAUGCUCUACUACACGUUUGCCGCGCUUCAGGGGAACACCAAGGCCGAGAUGGCCAUUGGAUACAGACACCACAGCGGCGUCGCCACGGCCAAGAGCUGCGACACUGCCGUGCAGUACUACAAGAAAGUGGCCGACAAGGCCAUCAAGUGGUACCGCUCGGGACCUCCCGGUGGUAUGGCUUGGAUCGUGGAGCAGUAUCGCAUUGCCGACGAGGAGGGUGGCGUCUAUGGCGAGGGAGCCAGCGCUUCCAGUGCUGGUCUCAACGCCAUCAAGGCCAGUGUCAACUCGGACGUCAACGCGGCUAUUGAUGAUGUCAUUGAGUAUCUCGAUCUCAUGUCGCAGAGGGGAGACUUCAAGGCCUCAUUCAACCUCGGUCGAAUAUACUAUGAUGGACAGCGGGGCCUGGCCCGCAACGUUGACAUGGCACGCAAGUACUUUUUCAUGGUUGCUAAGCGCUACUGGAAGAAGGAUGGCCGCAUCAUCGAUACACCAAAGCCCGGCAUCGAAAAGGUCGCUGGCCGGGCAGCCGGCUUCAUUGGCCGUAUGUACCUGAGAGGCGAUGGUGUUGACCAGAGCCUUGAGCAGGCAUUCAGAUGGUUCGGCCGUGGCAUCAAGCUUGGCGAUGCCCAAUCUCAGUAUGGACUCGGCCUCAUGAAGCUCCAUGGCUACGGCAAUGCGCCGAAGAACGUCAAGGCCGCGACAGAACUUUUCAAGGCCGCUGCGGAGCAGGACUACGCCCCAGCGCAGAUUGAGAUGGGCGUGCUCUACCUUGAUCAAGGCGGUGCCGAUGAUGUGCGGAUCGCCAGCAACUACUUCGAGCUGGCUGCUCGCUACGGCCUCAUCGAGGCUCACUACUACCUGGCUGAGAUGAGCAACCACGGUGUUGGUAGGGACAAGACCUGCUCUGUUGCUCUGGCGUACUACAAGAAUGUUGCCGAAAAGGCGGAACCUUUGGUGUCGUCGUGGGCUGAGGCGAACCAAGCCUACGAGGAAGGAGACUCUGAACUGGCAUUCCUCGAGUACGUCCUCGCUGCCGAACAGGGCUACGAGCGCGCGCAGAACAAUGUCGCAUACAUGCUUGACCCGACCCCUUCUAGACUUUCGCUGUCGAGCCUCAUCAAGCCCGCCCCUCUUCCCCCCUGCUGGACAACCCUAGGCUGGCGCUCACCUAAUGUGAAUGCAGAACCCAAGAAGGACUGGUCGCUGGGUGAAUGGAUCUCGAAUUUCAUGAAGGAUGACAACGCAUUCUGGAACCAGGAAGACUUUUACGACGACAUCUACGACGACACGGCAGCGCACGCCGAGGCUGGCGAUGACUUUAUCUUUGAGGACGACAUGACGGAGAGUCUCCUCAUCGUCUUUAUCGGUAUCUGCCUCGUGCUUCUGCUCUACUACCGCCAACAGAUGCAGCAACGCCACCGCCGAGACGAAGAGGCGAGGCGCCUCCAGCAGCAGCAGCAGGGAAUGGCACCGAAUGCGCAGGCUCAGCAGCCGCCGCCGCCGCCACCGGCGCAAGAGGACCCAGGCAUGUUCCCGCCUGAGGGCAACCCUGCGUUCAACGACUGGGUUGCAGGGGGUGUUGGGCAUUGA
Molecule: messenger RNA, 2211 nt
Organism: Verticillium alfalfae VaMs.102
Lineage: Eukaryota; Fungi; Ascomycota; Sordariomycetes; Glomerellales; Plectosphaerellaceae
Exons: 4
Coding region: 1-2211 (736 amino acids)
Biological process (GO): ERAD pathway
Cellular component (GO): endoplasmic reticulum membrane
Molecular function (GO): protein binding
Source: RefSeq, a predicted model, not a curated record